Molecule: messenger RNA, 859 nt
Organism: Calliphora vicina (urban bluebottle blowfly)
Lineage: Eukaryota; Metazoa; Arthropoda; Insecta; Diptera; Calliphoridae
Gene: drk
Product: growth factor receptor-bound protein 2 drk
Exons: 5
Coding region: 153-788 (211 amino acids)
Biological process (GO): signal transduction; regulation of MAPK cascade
Cellular component (GO): cytoplasm; COP9 signalosome; nucleoplasm
Molecular function (GO): phosphotyrosine residue binding; epidermal growth factor receptor binding
Source: RefSeq, a predicted model, not a curated record
UAUACAAGUCUAUACAAGAAGGUUCUAUUUUACUCAGUUUUAUAAACUAAGGAUUAAAAAAAGCACAACAUUAGCAGCAGCAGCAACAAAUUUUUAACACAAACCAGACGUUUUUACAACAAUUAUUAUAAAAUUUAUAAAACCACACAACAAUGGAAGCAAUUGCCAAACAUGAUUUCUCAGCAACAGCUGAUGAUGAGCUUAGUUUUCGUAAAAAUCAAAUUUUAAAGAUUUUAAAUAUGGAGGAUGAUUCAAAUUGGUAUCGUGCUGAACUAGAUGGCAAAGAAGGUUUAAUACCCAGCAAUUAUAUAGAAAUGAAAAAUCAUGACUGGUAUUAUGGUCGCAUAACUCGUGCUGAUGCUGAGAAACUAUUAUCCAAUAAACAUGAAGGCGCUUUUUUAAUACGUAUCAGUGAAUCCAGUCCGGGUGAUUUUUCAUUAUCGGUCAAAUGCCCCGAUGGUGUUCAACAUUUUAAGGUAUUACGUGACGCACAAGGUAAAUUUUUCCUUUGGGUGGUUAAAUUUAAUUCCCUCAAUGAAUUGGUGGAAUAUCAUCGAACGGCUAGUGUAUCAAGAUCACAAGAUGUUAAAUUAAGAGAUAUGAUACCUGAAGAGAUGCUUGUACAGGCUCUGUACGAUUUUGUGCCACAGGAAUCGGGUGAAUUGGACUUUAGACGUGGUGAUGUCAUCACUGUAACAGAUCGUUCUGAUGAAAACUGGUGGAAUGGUGAAAUUGGCAAUCGUAAAGGCAUUUUCCCAGCUACCUAUGUAACGCCAUAUCAUUCAUAAUUAUUGCUAAAUUAUAUUAAUAAUAAUAAUAAUAAAAAUUUCAACCACAACAAAAACAACAACAACAAACA